This is a messenger RNA of Aureobasidium musti, 912 nucleotides long. The record is from the annotation of a GenBank genome assembly. Lineage: Eukaryota; Fungi; Ascomycota; Dothideomycetes; Dothideales; Saccotheciaceae.
AUGAAGUUCACCACUGCUAUCGCUGCCCUGGCUGGCAUUGCCAUGGCUGCUCCCGUCGCCGAGACUGAGGUUGCCGACUUGGAGAAGCGUGCUACUCCCAUCAACUACGUCCAGAACUACAACGGCAACAUGGCCAACUUCAAGUACAACCAGGGUGCUGGCACCUACUCCGCCAGCUGGAACAACCCUGGCGACUUCGUCGUCGGUCUUGGCUGGAACAAGGGCUCCGCCAGCGGUAACUACCAGACCAAGGGAAGCUCCUACUACGCCGUCUACGGUUGGUUGAACAAUCCCUUGACCGGUAAGCUCACCAAUUCACAAACCGCAACCAUAACUCCCACUGACAAACGAACCANNGAGUACUACGUCGUUGAGAACUACUCCUACGACCCCUGCUCCACCGGCACCCAGGUCGGCACCCUUACCAGCGACGGCUCUUCCUACAAGAUCUGCACCCACACCCAGGUCAACCAGCCCUCCAUCUCUGGCACCAAGACCUUCGGCCAGUUCUUCUCGGUCCGCCAGAACAAGCGUUCUUCCGGUACCGUCAACAUGGCCAACCACUUCAACGCCUGGUCCCAGCACGGCUUCAAGACCGGUGACUACAACUACCAGGUCUUCGCCACCGAGGCCUUCGGCAGCUCCGGCAGUGCUAGCGUCACUGUCUCUGAAGGAACUAGCUCCGCUAGUGGGUCUGGCGCAAGCUCUGGCUCUGGCUCUUCGACUCCCUCAAAAGCUCCUGUGACGACUUCCGUUCCUAGCAGCACCUCUGCUCCCGCCGGCGGAUCGAGCAGUGGUUCUGUCCAAGUCUGGGGCCAAUGUGGUGGUCAAGGAGCAUCAUUUGGCGCCUGUGUCUCUGGCACCAAGUGUGUGUUCCAGAACCAGUGGUACUCUCAGUGCCAGCCCGCAUAA